This is a messenger RNA of Stegastes partitus (bicolor damselfish), 1074 nucleotides long. RefSeq names its product hemoglobin alpha embryonic-4 (gene hbae4). The record is from RefSeq and is a predicted model, not a curated record. NCBI's taxonomy places the organism in Eukaryota, Metazoa, Chordata, Actinopteri, Pomacentridae. Gene Ontology annotation, biological process: oxygen transport; hydrogen peroxide catabolic process. Bases 251 to 676 code for a protein of 141 amino acids. The transcript is spliced from 3 exons. Gene Ontology annotation, cellular component: blood microparticle; hemoglobin complex; haptoglobin-hemoglobin complex. Gene Ontology annotation, molecular function: oxygen carrier activity; peroxidase activity; organic acid binding.
CUGCUGUCAGAUAACGGCGAGGAGGGAAACAACACAGCUGAUCCCACACCGGAACCAUUACAACUAUUUUCUACAGACGGCAGGAAUUAUUACUUUAUCUCAUUUACUUGGCAUUCUUCUUUUUUUUUUGGCUAACGGCGUUACUAAAGUGAUAAAAUGGUUGAUUAAGGCACAUCUUUUGUUGCCUGAAAAAAACAUUCUGGAUACUCAGCUACAGUUCAUUCUCUAUUGGUCGGUGCAAUAAGCUGCGAUGCUAAGGAAGAAAGAGAAAGCCCUAAUUCAAGAAAUAUGGGACAAAAUGACCCCUGUGGCCGAAGAAAUUGGGUCAGAUGCGCUUCUUAGGAUGUUCGCCUGUUAUCCAGGCACCAAGACGUAUUUCUCCCACGCAGACAUCAGUGCCGGCUCUCCACACCUGCGCUCUCACGGGAAGAAGAUCGUCCUGGCCAUAGUGGAGGCAGCCAAAGACAUCAGUCACCUGACCGUCACCCUGGCUCCUCUGCAAACCUUCCACGCCUACCAGCUUCGGAUAGAUCCGACCAACUUCAAGCUGUUCUCACACUGUAUGCUUGUCGCUCUGGCCUGUCACAUGGGUGACGACUUCACGCCGACUGCACACGCAGCGAUGGACAAGUUCCUGUCAGCAUUCGCAGCUGUGCUCGCCGAGAAAUACAGAUGAGACUGAACCACACAAGUACACGAAAUAUUAAAAUGCUAUUUAUGAAUAUAUAUUUAUGUAUGUGUAACUGUUGUGUAAUGUUUUGUUAUAAUAAAUAUGUGCAAUUAACAUGUUUGGUUUUAUGCUGCUAUAUUACAGUAUAAAGUGUUAAAGGAACCAAACCCUGUGGCUUUGUUACCUAACCUUACCUACCUUAACUGCAAAGUGUACUGCUGAUUAUUACUUAAACUCACAGUCGGACAUUAUUUCUGUUAUUAUAUUUCAUUUAGGUGUCAGCUUUAUCCGUUACAUGGCAGCUUUUUGCUGUCUUUUUUCUGUUUUGUGUGGUGUGGCUCCAGUUUUGCAGGCUUUUCUACUUUUACGUGUGUUUAAUCAUUAAAUUCCAAAUGUUUAACCAA